This is a messenger RNA of Aspergillus chevalieri, 216 nucleotides long. RefSeq lists its product as uncharacterized. The coding region runs from base 1 to 216 and encodes 71 amino acids. The record is from RefSeq and is a predicted model, not a curated record. NCBI's taxonomy places the organism in Eukaryota, Fungi, Ascomycota, Eurotiomycetes, Eurotiales, Aspergillaceae. The transcript has a single exon.
AUGGCUACUUCCGCAAAGGAUAGUAGGAAAGAUCCCAUUGAGACACAAACCCAACCGGUGGAUGUUGAAGCAUGGGAGGGCGAGAACCCGGUCAAGCCAGCACCUGCGUCUAAUCAGGCUGAAUUGACGCCAAAUGAAGCAUUUAAGUGGAAUGUCGAGGGCGAUCAGUCGCCUUGUAUGUCCAUCUUUGGCCUUAUGGUGUGCGAUCAUCGCUGA